Molecule: messenger RNA, 1896 nt
Organism: Cyprinus carpio (common carp)
Lineage: Eukaryota; Metazoa; Chordata; Actinopteri; Cypriniformes; Cyprinidae
Product: tricarboxylate transport protein A, mitochondrial-like
Biological process (GO): mitochondrial citrate transmembrane transport
Source: RefSeq, a predicted model, not a curated record
AUAUUCAUGAGCUCCACGACGCCACGCCUCCGCAGUGGUCUUCCUGUGAUUGUGUCGUCUCCGUUCUAUUGGGCAGACGCCACUUGCGCGUCGUCACACAUUGCUGAUUUUCAUUUUAAUCAUAAUUUCCUUAAAAUAUGUCGUCUCUGUAUAAACCGUUUUCUGUCUCGGACGGGCCGUGCAAAGAUGCGAUACUGAGGCGAGGUUGCACGCCGCUACAGCAUCCUGCCGCGCUGACCCGGAUUGCCUCCGCUGGCGGGGGAUCGACGUGCACUUUUACCCCAAUUCCUAACAUGUAUCCAGGCCAGAGGAAUCUAGCGGCCGCUGCAAUCGGAGGGCGAAAAAUCACCCAUCCGUGGAAGGCUAUUCUUGCUGGUGGCAUUGCAGGAGGCAUUGAGAUCUGCAUCACAUUUCCAACAGAGUACGUGAAGACCCAGCUACAGUUAGACGAAAGAGCAAAUCCUCCACGCUACCGAGGCAUAGGCGACUGUGUUAAGCUGACGGUGCAGGAUCAUGGGUUGAGAGGUCUAUACAGAGGGCUUAGUUCACUGGUUUAUGGAUCCAUCCCGAAAUCUGGAGUACGUUUUGGAACAUUCGAGGUUCUUAGUAACCCAAUGAGGGAUGCCACGGGUCGGCUUGACAAUAAAGGAAGUUUGCUUUGUGGGCUUGGAGCAGGAAUUGCAGAGGCAGUGUUGAUAGUCUGUCCAAUGGAGACAGUCAAGGUGAAGUUCAUUCAUGACCAGUGCUCCCUGAGGCCACGCUACCGAGGGUUCUUCCAUGGCGUAAGGGAAAUCAUCAGAGAUCAAGGUGUUCGAGGGACGUAUCAAGGACUGACUGCUACACUUCUGAAGCAGGGUAGCAACCAGGCUAUACGCUUUUAUGUUAUGAACUUGUUGCGCAACUGGUACAAAGGCGAUGACCCCAGUCGUGACAUGCACCCGCUGGUAACAGCGAUGUUCGGAGCAACAGCCGGGGCGGCGAGUGUUUUUGGAAACACGCCACUUGAUGUGGUGAAGACUCGAAUGCAGGGUUUGGAGGCUCAUCGCUACAAGAGCACAUUAGAUUGUGCAUUCCAGAUUUUGAAGAAUGAAGGCCCUCAAGCGUUCUACAAAGGCACGGUCCCACGACUGGGCAGAGUGUGUCUAGACGUGGCCAUUGUCUUUGUUCUCUACGAGGAGGUUGUAAAGCUACUGAACAAUGUCUGGAGAACAGACUGAAGACGCAUCAGGGUGCGGAACUGAUCGAGACAGACUGAACUAUCCAAACACAGUUGGCCACGUCAGACUUGAACCGUGACCCCUGGCCUAGAGGAUUUUAACCAUCCAUCUGUGUCUGUAUAGUUGAAGCCGGGAGCUUGAGCCAUGUGAAGGGACCUGUAGCUUACGGUAUUUAUCGAUGCACAAAAAUAUUGAUAAAUGAGUUUGCACUCUUCAGUAAAAUUGUGCAAGUGUCAUCUCACCACCAUGCUUUUAUAGAGGUUGUUGUCACAACCAAGUAUGUAAUGCACAUGUUCUUUUGUCCUAGUUUACAUGCAAAGCUCUGAGGUACACAGAAAUUGUGCUUUUAUAAGAAGUAAAAUCUAUCUUGAUUUUAUAAGUCUCAAAACUGGUAGAGGCUCAGACAUUCGUGAUACUCAAUAUAAAACUUGCAUGGCAUGCCGAGUGGCAUCAUCAAGACCUGGGCAAUCAAGCUUGUAUUUGUGUUUUUAUAAUGGAAGUGGCAGCUUUUUUUUAUUUGCACAAUUUAAUAAGCUUUUUUGUCAUCAAGCAUUUCCCACAAAGGCUGCUUAUUCUGUACUAGUUACGCUACUUUUGUGUUUGUGUCUGCUGUAUAAGCAGUGCUUCUUCAAAACCGAUUCUGAUACUUCACACAGAUUCAAUAAACCAACUAGGUUCA